Molecule: messenger RNA, 2686 nt
Organism: Microplitis demolitor
Lineage: Eukaryota; Metazoa; Arthropoda; Insecta; Hymenoptera; Braconidae
Product: putative sodium-dependent multivitamin transporter
Exons: 8
Coding region: 137-1927 (596 amino acids)
Biological process (GO): transmembrane transport; sodium ion transport
Cellular component (GO): membrane
Molecular function (GO): symporter activity
Source: RefSeq, a predicted model, not a curated record
CCUACAUAUAUUACAUAUGUGUAAAAACUCAGCUGCUCACAAUUUAUAUAGUUACCGGUAUUUCAAUAGUUUACACGCGUUCCGGUUUUUUUUUAAUUCCUAACAUUUUUUAAAAUUGAGACGUUAAUAAUUAAGAAUGGAAGCCGUUAAAACUUUAGGACUGACGGAUUAUUUUGUGAUUGCUUUGACACUUGUCAUCAGUAUCGCAAUUGGCCUCUAUUAUAGAUUAACUAGCGGCAGACAGAAAACAGUUGAGGAAUACUUUUCAGCAAAUAAAACUAUGGGUCCAUUGUCAAUAGGUAUUUGUUUAAUGGUGUCUUUUAUGUCAGCAAUAACAUUAUUAGGCGUAUCAGCCGAAAAUUAUGUAUACGGAACCCACUUUGUUGUAAUUAAUUUAUCUUAUCUUAUUGGAACACCACUCGUUUGUUAUGGAUAUUUACCUGUAUUUUACAAACUACAAGCUACAAGUACCUAUGAGUACCUAGAAAGACGUUUUGGUGUGACAGCAAGAUUACUAGCAAGUUUUAUAGUAUGGCUUCAGAUGUUAUUGUAUUCUGGAAUAGUCCUUUAUGCCCCGGCUUUAGCGUUUGAAACAACAACUGGAUUGCCAAAACUGACAAGCAUCUUGUCCGUUGGUUUAGCAUGCGCCUUUUAUUCGAGUGUCGGUGGAAUAAAGGCUGUAUUGAUAACGGAUAUUUUUCAGGCGAUUCUAAUGUUCGCUUCGUUGAUUAUUAUCAUAAUUAGCGCAUCUUUUUCAGCCGGGGGUAUUGACAAAAUUUGGGACAUUGCGGACAAAGGCGGACGUAUAGAAUUUGAUAAUUUUUCAUUGGAUCCGACAGAACGUCAUACAUGGUGGGGACUUUUAAUUGGCGGAAUGUGUACAUUCUUGUCACUUUAUGGAGUAAACCAAAUUCAAAUUCAGCGAAUGUUAACCGUUAAAAAUUUAAAAUCUGCUCGAAAUGCAUUAUGGCUAAGUUGGCCAAUUCUUACAUUACUUUCUAUGAUGACAUGUUUCUCUGGACUGGCAAUCUACAGUAAAUAUUUCGAUUGCGAUCCAAGAACAGUUCAAAGAAUAAAAAAAAAUGACAUGUUGAUGCCUUUGUUCAUUAUGGAAAUGACAUCUUCUCUUCCCGGCUUACCGGGAUUAUUUAUUGCUGGAAUAUUCAGCGCGGGUUUGAGUACAAUAUCAGCGGCACUGAAUGCUCUCGCGGCAAUAAGUUUAGAAGAUUAUAUAAAACCAUUGUAUUUUAAAUUGACUAAAAAACAGUUUUCCAACAAAAAAUCAGUAAUAUGCAGUAAAUUUCUAGCAUUUUUAUUGGGAAUGAUUUGCAUUGUUUUGGCAAUUCUGGCUCAAUAUUUAGAGAGUAUACUUCAGAUGAGUUUAACAAUAUUCGGAAUCGUCGGAGGACCACUUGUCGGUUUAUUCACACUAGGAAUGUUGUUUGAAUCAUCAACACAACGCGGUGCUAUAAUUGGUGCAAGUGUUUCCUUGAUAUUUUUAUUAUGGAUUUCAUUUGGUGGCCCAAGACCAGGCCCUCAGACUUUACCUGUAUCAAUACAAGGCUGCGAUAGUAAUUUAUUGGCUCAUUUAAAUUUGACAUCAAAUAUCAAUGGAACAAUGGGAAAUUUUUCAAACCAUUCGGAAUUUUUCUACUUGUAUCGAAUUUCAUAUCUAUGGAUUGCGCCUAUAGGGCUUUUUAUUACUAUUGUAAUUGGCUGGAUUACAAGUAAUUUACUACAAUGUUUUGGAGUUGACAGAGUCAAAGAAAAUUUAGACCCUGAUUUAUUUUUUCCAUUUAUUGCUAAACGCAUUCGAAACAGGAGUCAAAAUAAACGAGAGGUUAAUUUUGAUGAAACGAAUUUACAGAAAUAUCAACUCAAUCAAAAUGUUAAUGAUGGAAGAACUCAGGAAUCAUUAUAUUCUUAAUUAGUACUUAAUUAUAUUCUAUAUAAAAUAUUUAUUACAGUCGAACUCCAUUAAUUUGGACAGUUUGUUUACGAAAGAGCGGAAAUUUCCGGAAAAUUCUGACUUAGCGAAUGCCCCUUCUCUUUUGAAGAGUAAACUUUGACGCAUGCGCUCUUACGCCACAUGUAUAACGCAUAUAUAAAUAUACGAACGCAUAUAAAUGUAUGACAUGGGGUGGGAGACAGCGUACCUCGUAGUGGGAGUCAAGAUUGAGGGGAAGAUUUAUUUUCUUAAAAGUUGAAUAUUUUAAAAAAUUAUUUUACUGAUUUUGAUAAAGUUUUGAGGAAAUUAAUGGAAAUUAUUUUAAAUGUAUAAAGACGAGUUAAUAUUUAUCUACGGAAAAUAUUUAAAGAUUUUUGAAAAUUAAUAUAUUUUUACAUGGUGAUAGAAAAGUAUAGUACAAAGAGAAUUAUGGAAGAUUGCAGACCUAGGAAGUAAUAAGAAAUUUCGACCUAAAUGGUGUGCAUACUAUUUCUCACUAAUCGAAGCUUAGCGCAUGCGCGUACUUAAUUCAUAGGUUUUGAAAUAAAAAAAUAGUAUAUUAUAGGUCGAGAGCGGAAAGUUAUUACUUGCUCUGAGAAAUUUUUUGCAUUAUGGAUUGAAAACGAACAAAUUUCGUGCGGCAAAAAACUUUUUCAGGUUCUAAGAAAUUUUUUUUUUCAUAUCGUAGUGAAAAAUGUUUUUUCACCAUUCCAUUUUAAGUUAAGAAAUUAUAAUUGU